Messenger RNA from Octodon degus (degu), 1271 nucleotides. It is a transcript of the gene Polr1c, whose product is annotated as RNA polymerase I subunit C. Gene Ontology annotation, molecular function: DNA binding; protein dimerization activity. The coding region runs from base 74 to 1114 and encodes 346 amino acids. The record is from RefSeq and is a predicted model, not a curated record. Gene Ontology annotation, cellular component: RNA polymerase III complex; RNA polymerase I complex. The transcript has 9 exons. Lineage: Eukaryota; Metazoa; Chordata; Mammalia; Rodentia; Octodontidae. Gene Ontology annotation, biological process: DNA-templated transcription.
GUUACGGAUACGAAGGCGGGCUGUAGGGGAGAAAGAGCCGGCGCGUGGACUUGGUGUCGUGGAGCCCUGGAAGAUGGCGGCAUCGCAGGCGGUGGAGGAGAUGCGGAACCGCGUGGUUCUGGGGGAGUUCGGGGUUCGCAACGUUCAUACCACGGACUUUCCCGGUAACUAUUCGGGUUACGACGAUGCUUGGGACCAGGACUGCUUUGAGAAGAACUUCCGUGUGGAUGUGGUACACAUGGAUGAAAACUCAUUGGAGUUUGACAUGGUGGGAAUCGACGCAGCUAUUGCCAAUGCUUUCCGGCGAAUUCUUUUAGCAGAGGUGCCAACAAUGGCUGUGGAAAAAGUUCUGGUGUACAACAACACAUCCAUUGUCCAGGAUGAGAUCCUUGCUCACCGUCUGGGGCUCAUUCCUAUUCUUGCUGAUCCUCGGCUUUUUGAAUUUCGGAACGAAGGAGAUGAAGAAGGCACAGAGAUAGACACUCUGCAGUUCCGGCUGCAGGUCAGGUGCACCCGGAACCCCCAGGCUGCUAAAGAUUCCUCAGACCCCAAUGAACUCUAUGUGAACCACAAGGUGUACACUAGGCACAUGACAUGGGUCCCCUUGGGGAACCAGGCUGAUGUUUUCCCGGAGGGUACCAUCCGGCCUGUGCAUGGUGACAUCCUCAUUGCUCAGCUGCGGCCUGGCCAGGAGAUUGACCUGCUCAUGCAUUGUGUCAAGGGCAUUGGCAAAGAUCAUGCCAAGUUUUCACCAGUGGCAACAGCCAGUUAUAGGCUUCUGCCAGACAUCACCCUGCUGGAGCCUGUGGAAGGCGAGGCUGCAGAGGAGCUGAGGCGCUGCUUCUCACCUGGUGUUAUUGAAGUGCAAGAAGUCCAUGGAAAGAAAGUAGCCCGAGUUGUUAAUCCCAGGCUGGACACCUUCAGCAGGGAGGUCUUCCGGCACGAGAAGCUUAAGAAGGCUGUGCGGCUUGCCCGUGUUCGGGAUCAUUACAUCUUCUCUGUUGAGUCAACAGGAGUGCUGCCACCGGAUGUGCUCGUGAGUGAAGCCAUCAAAGUGCUGAUGAGGAAGUGCCAGCGCUUCCUGGAUGAGCUGGAAGCUGUGCAGAUGGACUGAGGUUCCUGGGGACCCCAAGGGGCUGGGAUUGCUGGACCCAUGGGACUCACUAGGGGGUCCCACUCCAGCUUUUUGAUUAUACAUUUUGUUAAAUGUGGCACAGAAUGAGUCUAUGCCUUUGUAAGGCUGUUGAUGUAAAUAAAUUUAUGUCCAAAAC